GCGUCUUUUUUAUUUCCAUUUUGUUUCUAUAUUUGUGUUUGGGUUUAGUCAGUUGUAUUGAAGUGAUGAUAUUAUGGUCCAAGUUAACUUUUAGAGAUCUGACGUCUGAGUUCUUCCAUAAGCUAAUUUUUGAGGCCUGAGUUCCUAUAGAAUUAGUCUGUCAUCCAUUUCAUUUUCUUCUAGAUAAGAUAAAUGCUUCAUGUUUGGUUUAGCGAAUUCUUACUUCUAAAGACAGGAUAAUACUUGUGUUUGAUGUUAGAACUGAUUUCCACCGAUUAAAAUUGCAAAAAUAGGGAAUAGAUAAGAUAUGUACCCAUUCAAGAAAAGAGCUCGCUAAAGAAGCUCCUUUUGGCAUUUGUAAAUAGUUGGGGGAAAAGAAACGUAAAUGGUGGUGGUCAUCCAGUGCUUUGAAAGACUGUGGCUCUCUCUUUAUUCUUCGGUGGGUUUGGUAUUGGAAGAAUUUAAAAGAGAAAUGAGUUUUGUUAUCAAAACGGCUUCUACGCUUACCAAUUAUGUCUCUGUUUCCCUCUUUGCUUUCAUUGAUUGCCCUUUAUUCUUGUCGUAUAUAAUUUGUGCCCUCGGGAUUAAUUGGAGUUGUGUUUCAUUUGUUCUGGCGGGCUUCUUUUUAUUUAGCUUUUUUCGGUUUCGUUGGGGUCCCCCUUUGCAGAGUUAUUUAUCCUCUCUGUACUUCCAUAUUUCUGAAUGGAAGUCUUACUAUAAUUAUGACUUUUUUUUUUUACUAUGCUUUUAGUAGUCACUAUGCGAAUGGAACUGCAAUAUUUAUAUUUUUGGUUACAUCCGAAGUAGGUGGAAAGUAGACAUCGCUAGAUGGAGGUGCCACUAAAUGAAGAUUCAGAGCUCCCAGCUUCCGCCGAUGCCGUUCAUCAACAACAGGAUAAUGUUCUCCCUGAUACCAUAAAUGGCGGAACCAUGGAGCAGAAGCAAGAAAUCACUGAGGUAGAAGUAAGCGGGACACUAGAAGCGAUUGCAUCCGCAGGGAAAUUCUGGCAUGAUUGGGAGAAAUUGAAGAGCAUGCUUUCCUUUCAACUGAAGCAGGUGCUGUCAGAAUAUCCUGAAGCUAAAACGUCUGGCGAACAACAAAGUACUUUAGGAGAAACCUUCCCGGAACUGGUAAAGCGGCUGGAUGAAGCACUUCUUAGCUUCAUUGAUGGUCCUCCAUUUACCCUUCAGAGGAUUUGUGAGAUCCUAUUAGAUGCGCGUAGCAUUUAUCCCAAUCUCUCAAAGCUUGCGCUUGCUCUGGAAAAGAAUCUUUUGGUGACAUCCACGCUUGCCAUCAGUUCUGACCCACGUUUACCGUCCUCUGACCCAAAGCCAAACGAGUUAGAAGAGCCAGAGAUAGCUGUGGAAGAACAAAAGCAUUUCUCCGAUGCAGUAGAAAACGGAAUUGAACCUAUAGCUGGAGACAGGGAUGAAGUAAUGGCAGAGGUUGAAGAGGCCGAUAUGAAUGAUGGUAUGACGAUGGACAUGGAAGCCUUAGUUGGAUCAUCUGAAACAAAUUCUGCUGUGAACAAUAAUUCUUAGCCUUCAUGACGCACCUUAAGCUGGCUGCUGUAGUUCUUCUGCUAAUCUGUUUUGGGGAAGAGCCAUGGCUGGUACAACAUAGAUCGUUCAUUCCAAUAUUGAAGAACUAUAUUGUAUCCAUAGUUUUUCAAUGUGUCAAUUUCUUCAUUCCAAUGUAAUUCAGCAGGGAUGGUUAUUUUGCACUCGGGGAGUUUUGGCGGUUGGGUACAACACACAUCGUUGGUACAUGGAAUUAGCCAACAAUUAUGAGCUACUGUUUUUGCUUGGAUGUUUUCUUGAUUAAAUAUGAGUGACAACCGAUGUUCUUGGCUUCUAAACUUUUGAUAUAUCACACCCUAUUGGCCAAUGUAAAUGGUUUGCCCUCUUUGCAA
Messenger RNA from Cucurbita maxima (winter squash), 1913 nucleotides. RefSeq names its product serine/threonine-protein phosphatase 4 regulatory subunit 2-B-like. Gene Ontology annotation, biological process: protein dephosphorylation. Lineage: Eukaryota; Viridiplantae; Streptophyta; Magnoliopsida; Cucurbitales; Cucurbitaceae. The coding region runs from base 829 to 1542 and encodes 237 amino acids. The transcript has 7 exons. The record is from RefSeq and is a predicted model, not a curated record. Gene Ontology annotation, molecular function: protein phosphatase regulator activity. Gene Ontology annotation, cellular component: cytoplasm; nucleus; protein phosphatase 4 complex.